Megalobrama amblycephala (Wuchang bream) is the source of this 2483-nucleotide messenger RNA. RefSeq names its product galactose-specific lectin nattectin-like. NCBI's taxonomy places the organism in Eukaryota, Metazoa, Chordata, Actinopteri, Cypriniformes, Xenocyprididae. Bases 1487 to 1987 code for a protein of 166 amino acids. The record is from RefSeq and is a predicted model, not a curated record. The transcript is spliced from 5 exons.
GGGGUCCCGGGUUUCGGCACCAUCUGUAAGGGUGGUCCGCCUACAGGGGUUCAGGCUGCAGGGUUGCUGAGUGACUAAAGAAACGUUACCAGCAAGAUGUUUGAAAAUUGUACAUUUCUUACAGAGAGUGCCAAAGAAAAGGAGCCGAGAAUAAAAGAGCCAGAGCAACAGUUACAAUCUUCUUUUAUCCCUUCAUUGACCAUGUGACUGAAACCAAAAUAUGAGACAUCCAAACUGACCAAUCAGAAGAUUAAAACUUCCCCCACUGUACUAAAGGUGUGACAAUUCGUAGACCCCCAAUGUACACACAUCUUGGCCUAUAGGCCUUGAUCACUAUCAACACCUUUGUGCCUUUGAAAUGGCCCUUGUAGCAAGAGAGAGGGGGUUGAAACAGUAAAGCAAAUGUCUUUGCUCAUUUAAAAAUAUCUUUGGAUAUUUUCAAUCUUACAAGGAAAAGGGCAGACUUGAAUAAAUAGCAACACAGUAGCAAACAAUACACAAUAAAAAACAAAAAUUAAUAGUUAAUCUAAAGUUUGAACAUUUAUGAGUAGGCUAAAACAUCUUUAUUUGAACGUGCGUUGUGUGACCAUUUGCACUAACAGUAAGCCUACACGUUGCUCAAACACAGUGCUAAAAUAAAGGAAUUAUACAUGGUUAAAUUUGACCUGCUGGCAGUUUUAGGAAUAAAUGCUCUGUUUUUUAAUCUGGUUUUAUCUGUUAUGUAGGUUACAUUUGAAAAACAGCCAUAAAUUUUACCCCGUGGCGGUUCUAGUGUUAAGUAUAUUGAGUACAUGUACAGUAUUAGACCUUUCUGUCAGUACAAGUCAAGUAUACUUCAGUGCAAUUUUAAGUAUAUUAUGUAUGUAUAGUAUUAUGUAUAGUAAAGUAUGUUAAUUUUUCUUAACUUAGUUAAUUCCAUACAUGUAAAAUUUACUUUAAAAUAUUAGUGCAAAAACUUGCAAAAGAAAAAUUAAGAAAAAUGUACUUUUUUCAGUGAAGAAAACCUUGAACAAUGUUACACUCACAUGUAAACGGAACCUCAAGACAAGAACAUUUGAACAUUUGAUCUCUCUUAAUUGUUACUAUAAUUCUUAAUAUGCCAUAUAUGGUAAAGUUUGAUCUUUGAGUAUGAUUGGUUGCCCAGGACAUCCUGGAUUUUAUUUCCUGAUCCUGUGUGUAUAAAUAUGACACAUCUUCUUUCAGUAAAUAUGCGAAUGUUAUGGUACACAGGCUCUGUGUCGGCUUGAUCAUUCUCUAACACUUAACACUUGUACACAUUUGAAAUAUUAUAAAAUCUUCCUCUGAGAUUCUGAAGGCAACAGCUUGAAAACCAAGGUGAGUUUCUGGAACAGAGACCUACUGAAUACAUUUUCAACCUAAAGUAUUUUUGUUCUUUGUCUUUUAAUGCAUUGGAGAAUCCCCAGUGUGCAGCAUAUGAGUGCAUGCAGACAUUUAACUUUUCCUGCUUAUUCAUUUCAGGUUCAUCAUGGCAGUGCUGAGAAGUUUUCUGCUUCUUUUCAUCAUCUUUUCCAUGGGGAAUGCACAAGCUGACCUUGAUUGCCCCGAUGGAUGGGCAAUUUAUGGGUUCCGAUGCUACAAAUACAUCUCUCAGCCGGCUAACUGGAUCAGAGCAGAGAGAAACUGUCAAAGUCUUGGUGCGAAUCUCGCAUCUGUGCGUAAUAAACUGGAAAAUAAUUUCCUGCUGAGUCUGUUGCCUACUCCUUCCACACGUUCUUGGGUCGGUGCUCAUGAUGGUGUACAAGACGGACAGUGGUUGUGGAGUGAUGGAACUGUGUUCGGCUACACCAACUGGUGCACUGGAGAACCUAACAACAACCAACAGCCAGAAAACUGUUUGGAGAUAAACUUUUCCACUGACCGUUGCUGGAAUGAUGCACGCUGUUCAGACUCAAUGAGCUUUAUUUGUGCUAAGGCAGGGGUCUCAAACUCAAAUUCGCGGGGGGCCGUUUCUGCGAUUGCCACCUAAUAGGAGGGCCAUAUUAACAUUCAAGCGCAAGAAAGCACAACAUUUCAGAAAAUUUGCUUUCCUUUGCAUUAUUUCUCAUUUACUUCAAAUUUCAUUAGGCCUACUAAAAUAAUUUUAUAUUAUUGCAUAUCAGACAGGUAGCAACUAGAGAAUAAUAAUAAUAAUAAUUUAGCGGGCCGGAUUAUGUUUUAUUUUUGAGAUCAGUUGCGGGCCGGAUGGAGGGGGAGGGCGGGCCGUUUACGGCCCGCGGGCCGGCAGUUUGAGACCACUGUGCUAAGGACCUGUGAGAUCAUAUGAAGUCAUCCUGCUCCACAGUUACUCUGAUUGAACUACAUUUACUUUUCCUGAUCUUAUCUUUACAAAAAUGUUAUUCUGAAAGAAAACCUCUUCUAAACUUUAAUCUCUUCUUAAUAUCUUGAAAAAUUUCUCAAAUUAAUAAAAGCAUUGACAAAUCAUGUGCAUUGUGGACAAUCAAAUUCAUGUAUAUAAAAGUACA